ACUCAAACCUAAAGUUUCCCUCUAUAUCCAAAAUUAACGAUUACCGGCGAUUCUGCCGCCAACCGCCAAUCUCCGACGUUCAAUUAUCAAUCUACCUCUUCCUAUUUUCUCUACGGCGUGUCGUUUUCAGGUCUCUCUCUCUUCUUCUCUCUGCUGGAAAGCUUCGAUUUUGGAUUGGCGUGGUAUUUCACUAGAAUAUAUUCAACUCGAAGCAUAUUAGAUGAACAUGGAACGUGGUUUUUUGUUUUGAAGCUUUGAUGCAUUUGAUCCUAGAAAUUUUAUUCUGUUUUGUUUAUCUGUGUUUUUUAAUGGGUCUCUGAUAAUAUAUGUAAUGAGUCAUUGGGAUGGUGCUCUGGUUGUGCUCUAGUUUCAUCUGAGAUACUAGGUUUCGGAUGUUAUUUGGCUUGGCUUUAUCUAGUGCAUUGGUUUCAUGUUUCCUCUAGGCUGAAAAGGCUGCUAAAUUUAUUAUUUGUUAUUUAAAAUUUAUAAAAAUUUAUUUGAAUUCAAAUGAUAGAGGAAGUUGACUGGGAACUUUAAUGUGUCACUAAACAGAUGGAUCUUGAAGCCAAAAGGUUUGGAAGGGGUCCGAGGGAACUUGGUGGUGCUACUGAUCUUAUAAAUCUAUAUAAGCUUUGGCCUCACCAUGAGUUCUUCUGCAAGAGAUCACUGCCUUUGUCAAUAUCAGAGACUCAUUAUUUACAUAAUGUGGUGGGAGAUACAUUAAUCAGGAAAGGGGAAGGGAUGGAAUUGGAUCAGCUCUUUCAAGGCAACCUUUAUAUGAGAGAAAAAAAUGCACACAUACAUCCCUUUGAUUUGGAUGUACUUUGUGAAGCUUUUCUAAUAAGGGAAACAACUCCUGUUAAACUGCCUUCUGCAGAGAAGGGGAUCCGUACCUCAGUGGUGAAGUCAAAGAGUGAAUUAGAAAACAAGGAGAGGAAGCAUAAGAAGCACAAAGACAAGGAUAAAGAUCAUAAGAAGCACAAAAACCGUCACAAGGACAACAGUGGUGAUGCUGUUAAGAAUAUAAAUGUUGAUUACGGCUUGAAAACUGAGCAGUUGAAGGAACGACAAGAUAUGUUCAUUCAGAAGAGGAGGCUCGAUGGUUUUGAAGAUCCUUCUGUCUUUGGACAUAAAAAAGCCAGAAUCCAAAGAUAACUGAGACUGACAGCUAGAGGUGAUCGGUUUAAAACACAUUGCCUCGGUUUCUCUGGAUUUUGUAACUCCCAAAAGUCCUCAGUUAAGCUAGCAGUCAAUGCAUCAAAAGAAAAGGGACAAGGCAAACUAUGAAGUAUUUUAGACCAUAUAAACCUAGGAUCCUGUUUAUCAUUGAACACAUGUCACAUGGUUUAUAUGUUAAAAUGACAGAAAUGUAAAACAAUCAGCUUUUGUUUUAUUGUUCCAAUCUAUCUUCUUCCAUCUUGCUUUGUGUAAUUUC
Messenger RNA from Prunus persica (peach), 1435 nucleotides. Its product is annotated as probable mediator of RNA polymerase II transcription subunit 19b. The transcript is spliced from 5 exons. Gene Ontology annotation, cellular component: mediator complex. Gene Ontology annotation, molecular function: transcription coregulator activity; transcription factor binding. NCBI's taxonomy places the organism in Eukaryota, Viridiplantae, Streptophyta, Magnoliopsida, Rosales, Rosaceae. The coding region runs from base 553 to 1155 and encodes 200 amino acids. The record is from RefSeq and is a predicted model, not a curated record. Gene Ontology annotation, biological process: positive regulation of transcription by RNA polymerase II.